Messenger RNA from Umbelopsis ramanniana AG, 1461 nucleotides. RefSeq lists its product as uncharacterized. The transcript is spliced from 4 exons. NCBI's taxonomy places the organism in Eukaryota, Fungi, Mucoromycota, Umbelopsidomycetes, Umbelopsidales, Umbelopsidaceae. Bases 288 to 1127 code for a protein of 279 amino acids. Gene Ontology annotation, molecular function: zinc ion binding. The record is from RefSeq and is a predicted model, not a curated record.
GAAAAGAUAGGAUGGUUGGCAUCAACUGCAAUGAAGUGCUGGUGUGAGCAUGUCAAAAACGAGACCUUUGAAUGACCUUCAUCCAGAACGCUGUAUUUCAGACCUCUUGAAAAACUUCUGAUACAUCAUGGGGUCUGUCAGCAUUGUUGUUGGUGGAGGGAGUGUGUGUGACGCUCAUUGAGAGGUUCUUAUUUCCUCACUCGCUUUUGCUCUUUUUCCCUGCUGCUCUCUUUUUUUUUUUCUUUCCCUUUUUCUCUCCGCGUUAGCUCUCUCACAUUCCUCUUACAAUGCACACUUGGCUUGUCUACUUGGCAUGCCUGACGUGCUGCUUGUUUUCAGCUCAUGCCGCCGUUGUCGUAGUUGCUACAAAUGAAACCUACUUAGAUCGCAUCGCAGCGUUUGGGCCACGAAUUCCGGAAGAAGGUAUCUAUGGAUUCUUGAUAGAGCCAUCAGAUCGCUCUGGCUGUUCAGUAGUGGAGCCUGCAAGGUCGGAAAAUUGGAUAGCAUUGUUAGAACGAGGCGGCUGUUCAUUUAUUGAGAAAGUGCGAAACAUGCAAAGUAGUGGCGCCAUUGCCGUCGCUGUAGGCGACCCUGACCACAUUGGUUGGACUACCAUGUUUGCUCCUGGUGACACUUCGGACGUUGAGAUUCCCUCCGUGUUUUUAUCGCAGCAUGAAUAUUUGGCACUACUGUAUCUGUCAAAGCUGUUCAGCACUCCUAUGCUGGUUCAAAUGCUUCCAGAUGACCUUCUCACAUGGCCAUUGUUGGACGUUCUUGUUAUCGUUAUUCUCUCUCCAUCCAUAAUGAUGAUCUUUAUUUAUAUCUCAUGGAGAGUUCGUCAACGCCAGCGCCGUCAAAAAGAUUUGGCUCCGCAAAACGUCGUCACAAACUUGCCGGUCAAGGUCUUUCGACAGGUGGAGAGGAAAGAAAAUGAGCCUGAAGAGUGUGCGAUCUGCCUAGAGGACUACGUUGAUGGUGAAGAGCUGAGAAUACUACCUUGCAGGCAUGAAUUUCAUGUUGGAUGCGUUGACGCAUGGUUAACAACUCGAAAGAAAUUUUGUCCUAUUUGCAAGAGAAACGUCAUGGACGACCACUCCACUGAGGCCACGCCCUUGUUGGAUGUUUGAUUUCUUACCUACCUUUGUUGAAUAGCACAGUCCCCCAUUACAUACGACCCAAUACUUACACUCCUUGUACACUGUCUCCACUAUACUCAUCGCCUUUUUAAAUGCGAUCAACUUUCCUCAUCCCACUCAACUGUAACUGUUCAAAGAUUUGCAUAUGUAGUCACCUCAAUUUCAUUCCGUUGGUCUGUCGUGUCCAUCAUCUUUUUUUCUAUAUUUUUCCUUUGUUGUACUGUACACUCUAUUUUUUUCAAGGCUUCUCUUUUCUAUUACUCUCAUGGCCAAGUUUUUCCUAAUAAUGAAUGUGCUUAUAAGCUUUUAUCAUUAGAUGAAAUAA